Molecule: messenger RNA, 606 nt
Organism: Argiope bruennichi
Lineage: Eukaryota; Metazoa; Arthropoda; Arachnida; Araneae; Araneidae
Exons: 3
Coding region: 32-442 (136 amino acids)
Source: RefSeq, a predicted model, not a curated record
GUGAGAGUGACGUGUUUUGAGGGGAAUUUCAAUGCAGUUUUGGCCGUGGAUGUCGAAUAUAAAUACCGAGGCUCGGACCGAGGAAAAGUAUUCCCUCGCAGUUCAGCAAACGAGAAGCUACUACAACUCCUCAAAAAUGGCAAAAUUCGCAUCUCUCGCUCUCCUCGCCGUCUUCCUCGGAGUCUGCUCCGCAGCUAGCUUCGGAGGAGUGAAGGAUUACGCAGGAAACUACUAUGACUUCUCCACCGGACAAUACUCCAGCGCCCUCACCGGUAAGGUCUACAACACUGCUCCCUUCGCAUACGUUCCUCCUGUCGCCCCUGUUGUAGCCGCCCCUGCCGUUGCUCCCGUCAUCGCCCCUGCAUCUUACGUUGCCCCUCCAUCCUUCUAUUCUCCCUUCUACGGACCUGCAGCUUACGUUGCCCCCUUCUUGAAGAAAUAGAUUCCUGAUUCACUGAUUGUUCGUUCUCUCUAUUUAUAAACUCCGAGCCAAAUGUCCUUCCUUUUUUUUAUCUUCUUUCUUGUCCAAGAGAGCUGUGAGUGGCCAAAAAAAUUGAUGCUCAAGCACUUUUGUACUGGAAAAAAAUAAAUUGAUUAUUUUUGUAA